This is a messenger RNA of Ustilaginoidea virens, 726 nucleotides long. RefSeq lists its product as uncharacterized. Gene Ontology annotation, biological process: L-phenylalanine catabolic process; glutathione metabolic process. Gene Ontology annotation, molecular function: glutathione transferase activity; maleylacetoacetate isomerase activity. The record is from RefSeq and is a predicted model, not a curated record. Lineage: Eukaryota; Fungi; Ascomycota; Sordariomycetes; Hypocreales; Clavicipitaceae. The transcript has a single exon. The coding region runs from base 1 to 726 and encodes 241 amino acids.
AUGCCCCUCACCCUCUACAUCGGCAACAAGCGCUACUCCUCCUGGUCCAUGCGGCCGUGGGUGCUGCUCAAAGCCCUCGACGUCCCCUUUGAAGAGAGGCGCCAGCUCUUCCAGCCCGGCGCGCGCCAGCCCGGCUUCCUGCGCUUCUCCCCCUCCGGCAAGGUCCCCUGCCUCUACGACUCGGACGUCGCCGGCGGCGCCGCCAUCUGGGACUCCCUCAGCAUAUGCGAGCACGUCGCGGAGAAGCACGCCGCCGCCGCGUGGCCCCGGGACCCCGCCGCGCGGGCGUUUGCGCGCUCCGCCGCCGCCGAGAUGCACGCGGGCUUUGCGGCCAUCCGGGACGAGUGCUCCAUGAACGUCGGGCUGCGGAUCCAGCUGGGGCCGCCGAGCGAGGCGCUGGCCCGGGACCUGGACCGCCUGACGGCCCUGUUCGAGGAGGGGCUGGAGCGGUUCGGGGGGCCGUACCUGGCGGGGGGGACGUUUACGGCGGCCGAUGCGUUUUUCGCGCCGGUAGCGUCGAGGUGCGUCACGUACGGCGUCCGGCUGGCGGGCAGGGCGCAGGAGUACCUGGACCACCUGUUUGCGCACGCGGCCGUGCAGGCGUGGGUUGCCGAGGGGAUCGCGGAGACGGAGAGGGAGCCGUUUCACGAGGACGACUGCGUGAGAGGGCGGACGGUGUUGGAGGAUCUGGGCGCAGAAGGGGGCGUUGCAGAUGUGACGAUGUGA